AUGGUUCAAAGAGGGCCAGGGUUUGACGUCUUCGGCCACUGCAAUGGCGCGCAGAAUGUCGAGGCACAGCACGGCGGAGGAUCCGGCUACAAGCAUAAGGAAGAGUCUGUCAUGCCGCCGGAGAAGAAAGCCCGAGGAACCCGCGGAGCCUCAGAGGGGUUUGAGCUACCGGAGCUUCCAAUAUUCAGUGACGACUCUAGUGAUAAAGACGGGAUACCUCCUGUGCCAGCAAUCCCUCGUCCACCACAGGCUGUCAUGAGAGCAAAGUCUGAGGCUGUCCUGGCUACGCCGGUGUCAGACUUUUCAGCACCUCGGGCUCCAUUCCUGUCAACCCAGUCGUCGAUGGAGUUUGGUCGCACAAGCACGGACAGCGAAAUGACGAUGGUAGAAACAUCAUGGCGACCACGAACAAGCUCGCUUUCCUACCAUCGAUCCCGUCGCCCUAGCAAUGCCACGACGCGGAGCAACCAAGAGUUCAUGGAACUGAUCAACGCCCCGUUACCUGCCCUGCCUAGGAUCAUCACCAAGCAGCCGGAGACCAAGUCAGAAGAAGCGCAUCCCACCAUUGUCCGUAGCGCAAGUGAGCAAAGUAAGCGUUUACAAGCUCAUCUUCAAGAGCGCGAGCAAGCCCAAGCAGACAUUAGCUCCCCCGACUGUAGUACCAUUGCUGAAGAGCGAUCACCCACCACCUCUCCAAAACCCAAUCGCCACCGUUCUCUAUCCGCUCCUUCGCGAGCCUCCGUCUCUCCCCUUACUCCACAAGGCCUCGCGAUCACGGACGCCGUCUCCCCCGAAGCAGGCAUCCUCACCACAACCCAAGUAACCCAAAGCCACGACCUUGCUCCUCCAACCGCCUCCCUUUCCGCCAAACCCGAAGACGAUGCUACUACCACAAGACGCGACUCCGCCUCCCUCAACCGCGCCGCCUCAGCACCUUCCCGCAGCUCCCAAGACAACAUUUUCCCCCGCUCCUCCACAAGCAGUGCGACUCUUCUCAACCGCUCCGCCUCAACAGGAACACCAGACAUCACUGCGCGUCUGCAAUCAGCCACCAUCGUCACAGAUGCUUUCACAAAACCCUCCGUCACAACCACAGUCAUCGCAUUAAAUGAAAAACCAUCCAUGACCACCGUCUCCCAGCGCCUGACCCAAUGGCUCUCCCGCUCUAAAUCCCUCAGCAGAGAGAGCCUGCGUUCCACGACCGCCACACCAGAUAUCAUGCUCCGCUCCGAGCCUAAAGCUUCCCAGCCUACCGUUCACGAGAUCCAUGUCGCCCCUACCAACCCCACCCCCACAGCCGCCCCCGAAGCCGCCCCCGAAGCCGCCCCCGAAGCCGCAAGACCAAACAUAGAAGACACCAAAGCCCACAGCGAGCCCGAACUCGCCUUCUUCACACCCUCCAUCCUCACGUUUGCCGAGAGGGCUGAUGUAAGGAAGAGCACGCUUUCCGCGGACGAUAAGUCGGAGAGGUCUUGGUUUGAUAAUCGCAACUCGCACUUCUUGGAUGUGGACGCGGAUGAGAUAGCAAGUGAGAAAUGGGUUGUCGGCUCUGGGGGAGGGAUUGUGAGGCAGAGGAGUGGGACGGAGAGUACGUAUGUGGAGAAGGGGGUUCUUGGGGUAGGUGGUAAUUUGCUAAAAGCGUUCGGUGAGGAGGCCGGGGGCUUUAGGUAUGGGAGUGGACCGGAUGUUAAUGAGGUUAGUGCUGUGGGGCUUGCGAUGUGA
This is a messenger RNA of Bacidia gigantensis, 1722 nucleotides long. RefSeq lists its product as uncharacterized. Lineage: Eukaryota; Fungi; Ascomycota; Lecanoromycetes; Lecanorales; Ramalinaceae. The coding region runs from base 1 to 1722 and encodes 573 amino acids. The transcript is spliced from 2 exons. The record is from RefSeq and is a predicted model, not a curated record.